GUUGUAAAGUGAGUUUAAAAAAUUAGUUUUCCUCUGAUUUCCUCGCGUUAAUUUUUAGAAAGACACAAAAUCGGCAAAAAUUCGAGAAACGGGGAAAAUUCGGGCAAAAAGUUGAUGUGUUGUUAUUAUUGUUAUGCCAAAUGAAGCAGUUUCCGAGGAAUAAAUGAGAGUGCGCAAAGAGACCCAAUUUUAACAUCGAUCGAAUAACAAUGGUUUGUGCAAAAUAACUUCACACAAAUAUCUUCACAUCUUUUAAAAAUUUGCUGUGUGACAAAAAUCAAGCCUUUAUAUAAUGAGGAGUGCACUGAAAUUGCACAAAACCAAAACCUCAAAGUGCUAAAACGAAAAAAAUAAUCCAAAUCGACGAGAAACUCGCUUUAAAGUUCACAUCAUCACAUCACAUCAUCAUCAUUAAGUCGUCAUCGCAAAGUUGAGGAGGAGAAAGGUGAAAAGUUGAACAACGAUGGAUUCCCAUCAAAUGCAGAAAUCAAACCAAAAUCGGUGCAUGGUUUGUGCUCGGGUGCGACCAUUCAGUCGAAAAGAGCUUGAAAUGGGCACCGAGAAUGUCAUUGAAAUGCAGGAAAAUCAGACGAUUUUACAUAAUCCCAAUUCCAUGGAUAAAAUUGAAAAAAAACAGCCAAAGACAUUUGCAUUUGACUAUUGCUUUUACUCCACGGAUCCAAAUGCCCCGAAUUUCGCCUCACAAGAAAAUGUUUUCGACAGCGUGGGACGAGAUAUUCUCGAAAAUGCAUUUCAAGGGUACAACGCGUGCAUUUUCGCCUAUGGUCAAACAGGCUCCGGAAAAUCUUACACGAUGAUGGGCACACAAGAUAAUCAAAAUAAGGGAAUAAUUCCGCGAUUAUGUGACCAAUUGUUCGAAUCGAUUUCGAAAAAUACCAAUGACGAGUUAACGUACAAAGUUGAAGUGUCGUACAUGGAAAUUUACAAUGAAAAAGUGCACGAUUUGUUGGAUCCGAAAACAACGAAACAAUCAUUAAAAGUGAGGGAGCACAAUGUUUUGGGACCAUACGUUGAUGGAUUGUCACAAUUGGCGGUGACAUCAUUUGAGGAUAUUGAUAAUUUGAUGACGGAGGGAAAUAAAUCGCGAACAGUAGCUGCUACAAAUAUGAAUGCUGAGUCAUCACGUUCGCAUGCAGUUUUUUCGAUUGUACUAACUCAAAGCUUAUUCGACAAAAUGGCAGGAAUGACGGGAGAAAAAGUCUCGAGAAUGUCUCUUGUUGAUCUUGCGGGAUCAGAAAGAGCUGUUAAAACAGGCGCUGUUGGCGAACGUCUCAAAGAAGGUUCAAACAUCAACAAAUCUCUCACGACGCUCGGAUUGGUAAUUUCCAAACUCGCCGAAGCGGGAAAAGGCAAAGAUAAAUUCGUUCCGUAUCGAGAUUCGGUUUUAACGUGGCUGUUAAAGGAUAAUUUGGGAGGAAACUCAAAAACUGUAAUGUUAGCGACAAUUUCCCCGGCAGCUGAUAAUUACGAAGAAACUUUGUCGACUUUGAGAUAUGCGGAUCGUGCGAAACGUAUUAUCAAUCAUGCUGUUGUCAACGAAGAUCCAAACGCCAAAUUGAUUCGCGAAUUGAAAGAAGAGAUUCAAGCAUUAAGGGAAAUGUUGAAACACGCAACAAGCAGUCCCGUUGGCGAACGUGUCGAUAUUCACGAUAAAUUGGCGGAAAGUGAAAAGAUUAUGGAACAAGUUUCACAGACAUGGGAAGAAAAGUUGCAAAAAACCGAAAGAAUUCAGAAUGAGAGACAACAAGCACUUGAAAAAAUGGGCAUUAGUGUACAAGCGAGUGGUAUUCAAGUUGAAAAGAACAAAUAUUAUUUGGUAAAUUUGAAUGCGGAUCCGUCGUUGAACGAAUUGCUCGUGUAUUACUUGAAAGAUCGAACUCUCGUUGGCGGAAGAAAUACCCAACCUCAACCUGACAUUCAACUUUUUGGUUUGGGCAUUCAAGCAGAUCAUUGUGUGAUUACCAUCGAAGAUGCGGAACUCUUUAUGGAGCCCAUUAACAAUGCAAGAUGCUUCGUAAAUGGAUCGCAAUGCACGAAAAAGACCCCAUUACGACAUGGCGAUCGAAUUUUGUGGGGAAAUCAUCACUUUUUCCGCGUAAAUUGCCCCCGAUCGGCAAAUAGUACGAAUUUGACGUCAGAACCGCCAACGCCUGCACAACCAAUUGAUUACAACUUUGCUCGUGAUGAGAUCAUGCAGAACGAAUACAGUAACGAUCCGAUUCAAUCUGCAAUUGCCCAUCUCGAGAGACAACACGAAGAGGAUAAACAAGUAGCUUUGGAGCAACAACGCAAAGAAUAUGAAAAGCAAUUUCAACAACUUCGAAAUAUCUUGUCGCCAACAACGCCGUAUGCUCCUUAUGUUCCAUACGAUCCCUUACGAAUCAGCAAAAUGAAUCCUUGUACGCCAAGUUCGCAGUUGAGAAUUGAAAAUUGGGCACAAGAAAGAGAUGAAAUGUUCAAAAAGUCAUUGUCGCAGCUGAAAGAGGAUAUUAUGCGGGCAAAUUCACUCGUGCAAGAAGCGAAUGUUUUGGCAGAAGAAAUGGGAAAACAAACAAAGUUCAGUGUUACUUUACAAAUUCCUCCUGCGAAUUUGAGUCCAAAUCGUAGACGCGGAGCAUUCGCAAGUGAACCCGCAAUUUUGGUAAAACGAAUAACUGGAAGCCAAAUUUGGAGUAUGGAAAAGUUGGAGAACAAAUUGAUCGACAUGCGUGAAGUUUAUCAAGAGUUUAAAGACCCAAUGGCAGCGCCUAUCGUGGAUGCCGAUAUCGACGAUGAUUAUUACGACGAUGACGAUGAAGAGAACGAAAACAAGUUGAAACUCGAUCCGUUUUACGAGUCGCAAGAAAAUCACAAUUUGAUCGGUGUUGCGAACAUUUUCCUUGAAGUCUUGUUUCACGACGUCAAGUUGGAAUAUCACACACCGAUCAUCAGUCAACAAGGCGAAGUUGCGGGACGACUUCAGAUCGAAAUUUCUCGUAUCGCAGGACAAUUUCCGCAAGAUCGAAUGUGCGAAUCUGCCUCUGAUAGUUCACAAGAUUCGCGAGACGAUGAAUAUGAGAAGGAUGUCACUUAUAAUACCAUAACAGCUCGUAUCAGCAUCAAACAAGCAAGUGGCUUGCCAUUGUCUUUGUCGAAUUUCGUCUUUUGUCAGUACACGUUUUGGGGACAUGAGUCAACUGUUGUUCCUGUUGUGAAUCAAGAUCGAUUAACACAUGAUCAGAAUCCCGCUUUCAUGUUUAACCAUCAACAAGAUUACACUGUUGCGAUAAAUGAGGAGUUUUUAGAGCAUUGUGCUGAUGGCGCGUUAUCGAUUGAAGUUUGGGGACAUCGCAGUGUUGGAUUUUCGAAGAACAAAGGAUGGGAAGUCGAACAACAACAAGCGAAAGCACGAAGUUUAGCCGAUAGAUGGGCAGAAUUGUCACGAAAAAUCGAACUUUGGGUCGAAAUUCAAGAGUUGAACGAUAAUGGCGAAUAUGCUGCUGUUGAAGUGACAUCUCAACGUGAUGCGGAAAUGUUAACGGGAGGCGUUUAUCAAUUGCGACAAGGACAACAGAGACGAAUUGAAGUACGUGUAAAGCCUGUACAGAAUUCGGGAACGUUGCCAAUAAUUUGUCAGUCAAUUGUCUCAAUUGCCGUUGGAAGUGUCAAUACGCGAUCUCGUUUGCAAAAGCCUCUUGACUCGUAUCAAGAGGAAGAUUUGACGAUUUUGCGUGACAAAUGGAGCGAAGCUUUGGGACGUCGUCGCAAAUAUCUCGAUCAACAAAUCCAGAAACUCAUCAAUAAAGAAUCCAAAACGGAGCAAGAAAAGGAACGCGAACAAAGUCUCGUCAAUCAAUGGGUUUCGCUGACGGAAGAACGAAACGCUGUGUUAGUUCCUGCAGCAGGUUCAGGCAUUCCCGGCGCUCCUGCCAAUUGGAAUCCUCCGCCCGGCAUGGAGCCUCAUGUGCCCGUGUUGUUUUUGGAUCUCAAUGCGGACGAUUUGUCGACACAAAAUUCCAACGACGAGCUUUCAAUCACAGGUCUCAACUCAAUUUUACCCAAAGAACACGGAAAUAAAUUCUACACGUUGCAAAUUCUUCAACAUUUGGACAAAGACAUUUGCGCUGUUGCCAGUUGGGAUUCUUCAAUUCACGAUUCGCAAGCUCUAAAUCGCAUUACGGAGUCAAGCGAACGUGUUUAUUUGAUUUUAAAGACGACAGUUCGUUUAUCUCAUCCAGCUCCGAUGGAUUUGGUAUUGCGUAAGAGAUUAGCCAUCAAUAUCUACAAGAGACAAAGUUUCACGGAUAAAUUGAAGAAAAUUGGGCGCCUUGGAAGAUUUGAUACCGUGAUGCAAACAGGAGUGACUUACGAAGUUGUUUCCAAUAUCCCAAAGGCAUCGGAAGAACUCGAAGAUCGCGAAUCGCUUGCACAAAUGGCAGCCAGCGGAGAUGAUGGAGAUGGCGAAGAAACUUAUAUCGAAAAAUACACCAAAGGAGUUUCGGCUGUAGAAAGUAUCUUAACACUUGAUCGCCUUCGACAAAAUGUCGCAAUUAAAGAACUCGAACAACAAUUAAUUGGACUACAGAAACAAAAUAGCACGACAUCGAUGCGCAAAACGUGCAGUGUUCCUAAUUUCUCUCAGGCUGUAAAAGAAGCCGCUAUCAAAACGAGUGCAUCAAUUAUGCGUUUUGACACGUCAAUGGAAGGCUUGUGCAAUAUGGGACGUUCCGAGUCAUUUGCUGAGCAAUUGAACGAUCCCGAUAUGAAUAUUUCGCGAUUUAUGAGUUCAGUGCCUCCAUCGAAUUCUCAACGUACGAGACACAGUUUCGGCGGAAAAUCGGAUAACGCUGAUCCUCUUGCUGGAUUACCAACGAAACAAUUUGGCUUAGUGAACUGCAAAAGUUUUUACGGUCAAGGCUCUAUACUAUCAUCAGCACGACCAACAUUCUUGAAUCUCAAUUUGAAUCUAAACUCAAUGAGAUUGCAGCCAACAAAACCUUCGCCAGCUGGAAGCAAAUUAGCACAUCGAAUGACAACAUUGCACGAAGAACCUGUUCGUCCCCACACAUUGAACGAAGAAUCGGAGGAUUGUUACAGCGAUAACGAGUACAAUGAUGGCGCUUCGAAAACGAGUUAUGCCUACAAUCGACCCAUGAAGUACAGCAGAACAGUCGAUUCGUUUGUCGAUAUUGGGCGUGCUGCGUUGAAUCAUCAUCCGAUGAACGAAAGUCACGCAGAGCAAAAGGCCACGGAAAAGACAUCUGCGAAGACAACAGGCACUCCCAGCAUGACGUCAUCGACUUCGAGUGGAUAUGGUUCGAUGUGCAUUGAUGAUACGCCAGAUUUUGAUAAUCUUUCAUCCGCUUCACCGCCAAACAAAUCAACUUUCCGUCGUAAGCAAAGUGACGAUUUUGUCAUUCACAAAGUCUCGACAUCGCCUAUCAAGAAACCUCUGACACCCACAAACAAUCAUCCGCUCCAAAAUUUGCGAGAAAUCCAUCAAGAAACGGAAGCGAUCAACGAAGAUGAACAAGACGAGGACUUUUACGAGGAAAAACUGACAAAAAAUGACGAAAAUCGCAAUAAAAUCAACAACAUGAUGCUCAAUAGUAACACAAUUAACAUCAAUCUUAACAACAAUUCCGAUGAAAUUGACGACAAUCAAAAUGACAGUAAAAGUACAACAACAACAACAACCAACGUCGAAGAUGAAAUGCAAGAAAUUGGCACAGGAAUCGUAACAAAAGAGCUGAAAGGAGAUCAAGUAGUACGAAGACAAAAGAAAACUUCGCAGAAAUCAUCAAAUCAAAGAGCUUCAUUCCCAAUGAUCACGAAAACGAAGCCAACAACUGUUGAGAAUCCGGGAUUCGAGUGCAGCGAUACUGAAAAACUAAUGGAAGAACCGAUUCCUGAGAUGCAAAAGUCAUCAUCGAAAGCAACAGACUUGCCAGAAUGGUGUACAAUUGGAGAAUCUGUGUUAAUUCGACCUGUAAAUCAUAGCGGUGUGAUAAGCUUUAUCGGAGAAACGCAUUUUCAAGCAGGCUUAUGGGUCGGCGUUGAAUUAGACUUGCCAAUGGGAAAAAAUGAUGGAACCGUCCAGAAUAUACAAUAUUUUUCAUGUAAGCCAAAGCAUGGCAUAUUUGUACGUCCAGAUAAAUUGAUCUUGGAUAAAAAGGGGCGCGCAAUGCGUUCUUACCGCGCAGAAAAGGAGAAGAAAGAAACAGGAACACGUAAAUGAUUGUUUCACAAGUGCUCGUUACACAAUUAUACACGUGCGAGCACAGCAAUUUUGAAGAAAUCAGCAAGCACUUCAACAACCUUUAGACGAUUCGUCGGCACAAGUGGUAAACGUUAAAGAAAAAUCCUUUUCAAACAACCAAAAUAUGGCUUGUAGAAUAGAGAAAAACACACACAAACCAGAUUAUUGAAAGUAAAAAAAAAUGUAAUUAGAGAUUAAGAGACAUUAGACAUUAGAGAACAUAGAGAAACACCAAAAAGGCACUCCGUUCCCCUUUUUCAACAUAUUUUUUGCAAAAAUCAAAAUUUAUUGUAUUCCUUUUUGUAUUAACUUAUUUGAAUUAUUUCGGCAAUUUUUAAAAAAACUAUUUUUUUAACAAAAGACAACGACAUGGAUGUCAAAUAAUUCCAUUUUUUUUAAUUUUAUCGAAAAAAAAAAAAUUCUGAGAAUUUAUAUUUUUAAAGCUUUUUUAAAAGAAACAUGUGAAAUACAUUGAAAAGUUAUUCCAAAAUGUAAAGUACAUUAUAAAAAAUAUUUUUAGAAUAGAAGAAUAUUAAUGUUAAGUAGAAAAGAGAAAUAAAAUUAUGUAAAAUCUAGUCAUCAAUUCACAAAAAUAAAGAUUAAUUAAGAUAUGAUGGCACACACUGUUCAUACAACUUAUAAAUGUUUUGGAAAGUAAAAAAACUGAAAAAAUGACAAAGUUAUGUGAUACAAUCUUGAUUGAAUGUAAGGAAAAAAGAGAGAAAACUGUCAAUAAUGGGAUUCUUUUUUGUAAAGGAAAAAGGAUUUUCAACUAUUUUUCGUCUUUUUAAAAGUUACUAAAGCAAACAAAAAAUACAUUUCCUCAAUAAGCAAUUUUCUUUUGCUCAUAUUUUGAUAAAUAUAAACUAUAACUACUAAAAAAUUCCAUUUUACAAAUAUUUAAAAAAAAAAUGAUAUACAUGAUUAUUAAUUAUUAUAUUAAUUAUUACGAGAUACAACAAAAAAUGUCCUAAAGAAUGAAUUUUUCACUGCGCAAAAUAACUUUGACUACUUAUUUCAACUCUUGCGUCAAAUAAGAGUGCCAAGGAACAAGACAAAAACCUAUUUAAACAAAUAUGAGGCUAUUUUUUUACAAGUUUGUCCUCUGGAAGUGUCAAAGAAAACAAAAAUAAUAAAAAACAAAGUUAUGAACACAAAAGUAUUGAUCUAUCUCAUGAAAUGAAAUGGAAAACUAAAAAAAUUAUUCAAAAUUCGUCCCAUUUUUCUUAUCUAAUUAUUAUAUUAUGUAUUAAAUAAUUAAAAAAAAUGAAAAUACAUAUUAAUAUAACAUUAACAUUAGAUAAACUAAAUAAAAAUCUGCUUUAGACCAACAAACAUAAGCCCAUCCAGAGCCCGUUAGCUAACUCUCUGUUAGAAACUAUGAUGAAAAAAUAUGAGUAAAUAAAUAAAAAUAACUAAAAAAUAUAAAAAAAA
Messenger RNA from Culicoides brevitarsis, 7693 nucleotides. RefSeq names its product kinesin-like protein KIF13B (gene Khc-73). Lineage: Eukaryota; Metazoa; Arthropoda; Insecta; Diptera; Ceratopogonidae. The transcript is spliced from 18 exons. Bases 464 to 6238 code for a protein of 1924 amino acids. Gene Ontology annotation, biological process: microtubule-based movement. Gene Ontology annotation, molecular function: ATP binding; microtubule motor activity; microtubule binding. The record is from RefSeq and is a predicted model, not a curated record.